AUGUCUUCUUCGAGUGGAGUUUCUGGCACACUAGACCCCAUAGCAGUAGACCCAGAUGAUCCAAUGCCCAAAGAUCCCGAGAUUUAUACAUCUGAUACUGACAGCACUGAUGAUGACGAUUUUCAGCCUUUCGCUUUGCCCGACUUCGGGGACGAUGAUCAGCUCGCUGAUGGCAUUCUAGUUGGGGAUCUACCUCUUGCUGAGAUCCCUGCUCCCGUUCCACUUGCUGCAUUUCCUAUGGAGGAUUUGCCACUCGAUGUUGUGUCUGAUGACGACAUCGAUCUUUUAGAUGAGGGUCCCCCUGAGGACUACCAUGAGGGUGGGGCCCCGAUUGCUGAUGAUGUCGUCAUUCCUAUUGUUGAGGCUCCUGUGGAGGAGGAUCCUUCUGAUUCACCUGAUCCAGACUCGUUUGAGUCUGUGGCAUCCGCUUCUUUGCACGACCGGGGCAUGCAGCACUACUCUCCUGACGCUGACUCAGACAUGGCGAUGUCAGCUGUACCUGGUUCACCUCACGAGUUUGAGUUUGAUCAUGAGUUCGAGGACAAGUUUGAUCCAGUUUUUCCUCCUGAUUUUGACCCCGAUCACGAGAUCGAGUUUAUUCCUGUUGACCAGCCUUUGGAGGCACCAGUGGCUCCUAUUGAUCAGUUUCUUGAUAUACCUGCCGACUUUGAUAUGGACUUUGCCGACCCUGAGCCUGUCAUAGCACCAGAGCCUAUCGUUGCUCAUGACCCUGUGCCUGUGCACGACCCUGUUCUUGAUGAUGCUCCAAUCGUUGCACCGCCUGAUAUGGAUGCACCAGCCAUUGCACGACCCAUUGUUGACCUUCCCGUUAUUGCACCGAUAUUACCUGAUUCGGCCCCUGUGUAUGCUGACCAUGCACCUUUUGCCACUCACAUCGAUCCUCGAUACGCUGACACCCACAACGGGUGGUUCGAUGAUGACGAUUAUCCCCUAUAUGUUAGACCUGUCACCCCUUCUCAUGCACCCAUCUCUGCACCGAUUGAUGUUGCCCCUCAUCUUCCCCAUGUGUCUGAUAUCCAUCGUACCGAUCUUCCUAUCACUUUUCUCCGGGAUAUUCCUCCACCUCGUCCUGGGGAGGGUUCGUCGAGACAGCAGCCUGCUUUUGUACCGCCUAUAUCGUCAGCUGUUCCAUUUAUGUCUCAGUUUCCUCACACUACACCAUCUUUUGUACCUUCGGGCGAGCCGUUUCUGUGGUCUUCGCCCAAUAUUAUGCCACUAUCAGACCCAUAUCACCCGUUUCAUGUCGGGUAUACCAGAGAUGACAUACUGAUAUCCCUGCAGUUACAGCAGGACGCGUUGAGCAGACGCAUUCAGGAGCUAGAGAGAGUUCCACGUCCUACUCCGUGUCAUUGUCAGUCUCCUUUUUCUACGCCAACAGCUCCUCUUCCAUUACCCCGAAAUUCGGAUGUUCGCUUCCUCACACCUGAGCAGCAGAUUGCCUAUUUGCUGUGCGUUAUUCGUGCCCUUGAGGAGGAUUGGGUGCACAUGCGCCGUUUGCUUUUCUCUUAUCCUCCUCCUCCUCCCCCGCCAUCAGCAUAG
Helianthus annuus (common sunflower) is the source of this 1560-nucleotide messenger RNA. RefSeq lists its product as uncharacterized. The transcript has a single exon. The record is from RefSeq and is a predicted model, not a curated record. The coding region runs from base 1 to 1560 and encodes 519 amino acids. NCBI's taxonomy places the organism in Eukaryota, Viridiplantae, Streptophyta, Magnoliopsida, Asterales, Asteraceae.